UGCAUCUGUUGGUUACAAUGUUUGCUGUGCAGCUGGCUCCCACCUAGAAUGCUCAAGAUCACUACUUAGAAAUUGAAGAACUGAAGGAACGCCCACACACGCCUGGGGCUCUCGGGGCCGGGCGCAUCCUGCUGGUGUCGCGCGUGUAUACGUCACUUCCUCCCCGGAAGACACUCUUUCUAGGGGAACCACUCAAAUUCCUGUCACUGCUCAGACUCCCUCCGUGGUGGAUAUGGCUUUGCCGCCCUACUUCGCCCCAGGUCGCGCAGGCCCUCCGCCUCCGCAGCCGCCGCCUCCCGCUCCCUUCGGCUGUCCGCCACCGCCGCUGCCCUCCCCGGCUUUCCCGCCGCCUCUUCCCCAGCGGCCCGGCCCCUUUCUGGGGGCCUCCGCCCCCUUCCUCCAGCCCCCGCUGGCUCUGCAGCCCCGGGCCCCCGGGGAAGCCUCUCGCGGCGGCGGCGGUGGCGGUAGCGGCGGCGGCGUCUUCUACCCGGUGCCGCCACCGCCCCUGCCUCCGCCGCCGCCCCAGUGCCGUCCCUUCCCGGGGACCGACGGUGGCGAGCGGUCGCGGCCGCCGCCGCCAGGCCCGGGGCCGCCCUGGAGCCCGCACUGGCCUGAGGCGCCGCCACCGUCCGACGUGCUUGGGGAUGCGGCUCUGCAGCGCCUGCGUGACCGGCAGUGGCUAGAGGCGGUGUUCGGAACCCCGCGGCGGGCCGGUUGCUCCGUGCCUCCGCGCGCGCCCGCCGGGCCCAGUCUGGGCGAAGUGCGCGCACAGUUGCGCGGGGCUCUGCACCUGGUGCGGCGGCUGCGUGACCUGGGCCAGGCCCUGCGCGAGGCCGAGGCCGAUGGCCCGGCCUGGGUGCUGCUGCAUGCCCAGGCUGCGCCGCUGCGCGCGCAACUCGCCGAAAGACUACAGCUGCUGACCCAGGCCGCCUAUGUGGGUGAGGCGCGGCGGAGGUUGGAGAGGGUCCGGCGCCGCCGCCUGCGGCUUCGCGAGAGGGCCCGAGAACGCGAAGCCGAGCGGGAGGCUGAAGCCGCGCGGGCGGUGGAGCGCGAACAGGAGAUUGACCUUUGGAGGGUCAAGUGCGUGCAGGAGGUGGAGGAGAAGAAGCGGGAGCAGGAACUUAAAGCUGCUGCUGAUGGUGUCUUAUCUGAAGUGAGGAAAAAACAAGCAGACACCAAAAGAAUGGUGGACAUUCUUCGGGCCUUGGAGAAAUUGAGGAAGCUCAGGAAAGAGGCAGCAGCAAGAAAGGGUGUCUGUCCCCCAGCCUCAGCAGAUGAGACUUUCGAGCAUCAUCUUCAGCGACUAAGAAAACUAAUUAAAAAACGCUCUGAAUUGUAUGAAGCUGAAGAGAGAGCCCUCAGAGUCAUGUUGGAAGGAGAACAAGAGGAAGAGAGGAAAAGAGAACUAGAAAAGAAACAGAGGAAAGAAAAAGAGAAGAUUUUACUUCAGAAGCGUGAAAUUGAGUCCAAGUUAUUUGGGGAUCCAGAUGAGUUCCCACUCGCUCACCUCUUGCAGCCCUUCCGACAGUAUUACCUCCAAGCCGAGCACUCCCUGCCAGCCCUCAUCCAGAUAAGGCAUGAUUGGGAUCAGUACCUGGUGCCAUCUGAUCAUCCCAAAGGCAACUCCGUUCCCCAAGGAUGGGUCCUUCCCCCGCUCCCCAGCAACGACAUCUGGGCAACGGCCAUUAAGCUGCAUUAGUAAAGAUGCUCCAGGAUUGUGGUCCAGCCAUGGCUCUUUCCAGCUCUUAAAAACGAGUGAUGCCACCAUCUUCUUAUGCUGUAGACUAAACCACAGCCUCCAAACUCCAUAUGGCAUUGCCCUACCCAGAAGUUAUGUUUUCCUUGUGUGCUCUGUCUUGGCCAGAGAUGCCUCUUGAAUCAGGAGAUUAAUAUGGUUCUUCAGGAAAGGACCUAGGUGAACUGGGGUUAUUACAACAGGCAGUGGCCUUGGUUCACCAAAUUUGCCUCUGUUUUGAAGGGGCUUGGUCCAGAGUGACUUGUUCAUUUACUCUCAACGGCCUUGUGUGUGAUGGGUAAGUAUGCUCAACACAGGCGUGCACUGGGUAGACUUAGCAGCCUUUUCCCCGGUACUGAGUGUGAAGGCAGACUUGAUGCAAAACCUCCAUAAUCUCCCUAACCAGAGAACUCUCUGACUUCCAGGAGGAAAGGUCAGAAAUGCCUUAUCUUUGGUUUGUGACUCUUGAGAGGCUGCAGGCUGCAGGCGAGGCUGCCAGAAAAGCUUGGUAGAAUCGUCUGGUGGUCCUGCAGAGAACUUGGAAAACCUCUACCCAUAUCAGAUUGUGUUUUAAUGGAUAACGGCUGCAUUUUCCUGUGUUAGUAGGAUCCUAACAAAAACACAUGGUUUUUAAGUUCCCAGAGGUCUAGAGGUGCAGUAUCCCCAUUGAUAGACAUUUAUUCCCUAUGGGAGUCGGACCAUAACUUCACUCAGUCACAUUAUAGGGGCCGGUAUAGCUGUGGAGUUUACUUAGAAACUCAAGCUUCCAGAAGCACCCAUGUAGUUAAAGCUGGGAGGAAACAGAUAAAAAUCAAAUUAAUUUUAUUAUAUUCAUUAAUAAAUAUUGUUGUGCCUGGAAAUGAUCGAUCAUAUAACAUGUCAAGGGUUUUAUUUCAUUUUGCUCUUUGUCAUCUAUUGUGUUAUUUAUAUUUCCAACAAGCUGAAUAAAUACCAUUUUUAUUUUUUAGCUUGAGCCUUUGCCCCCAUAUUUGUUGCCUACCAAAUCACUACACACAUUUUCGCAUUGACAAAACACAUUCUCACCCCAAAAUGCAAAUUUGUAAAAUAGACAUUUGCUAUAGGGAGGUAAACCUCAAGCACCAAACUUAGUGGAAUCCAACUCAGGGUAAGCAGGAAAGGACACCAGCUUAGGAAAUGAUUUCAUGUAGUUGGAAGCUCUGGGGUGCAAGAUGCUGACACCUUUGUUCAUUUUGGUUAAAUCUGCACUGUUAAAUUUAUAUAUUUUGCAUUUGAGAGUUAACAGAUAUGCCUAAGUAUGCCUAAGCUCAUAAACCUUAAAAUCUAAUGCGAUUAGCCUCACUUAACCCCAUAGGCCUGUGUGUCCUUUUGCUCUCUGAUGAGAUACAGAAAGAGUAGAAAUAAAAGAUGAAUUGUAUGAUGUGUUCAGUGUCCAGGCAGCCUUGUCACUAAAACAUCUACAUUGAGAGGCGCACAAGUGUGAGGCAGAGAUUCAGGAAAACUCAGCAGAACGCAAGGGGCAUUUAACCCCAGGUGGAAAAAACCAUCCCUCCUUCCUCGUUCAGCUUCCUCAAAGUUUUAAUAAAGUAAAUGUUAUUUCUG
Messenger RNA from Mustela erminea (ermine), 3316 nucleotides. It is a transcript of the gene PDCD7, whose product is annotated as programmed cell death 7. The transcript has 5 exons. The record is from RefSeq and is a predicted model, not a curated record. NCBI's taxonomy places the organism in Eukaryota, Metazoa, Chordata, Mammalia, Carnivora, Mustelidae. The coding region runs from base 233 to 1699 and encodes 488 amino acids.